Colletotrichum spaethianum is the source of this 1545-nucleotide messenger RNA. Its product is annotated as tRNA threonylcarbamoyladenosine dehydratase. Lineage: Eukaryota; Fungi; Ascomycota; Sordariomycetes; Glomerellales; Glomerellaceae. The transcript is spliced from 2 exons. The coding region runs from base 1 to 1545 and encodes 514 amino acids. Gene Ontology annotation, biological process: mRNA pseudouridine synthesis; tRNA modification. The record is from RefSeq and is a predicted model, not a curated record. Gene Ontology annotation, molecular function: RNA binding; pseudouridine synthase activity. Gene Ontology annotation, cellular component: mitochondrion.
AUGGCGAAAGACACCGUACUCGAGGGCGUCUUCGCCAUCAACAAGCCGUACGGCAUGAGCUCCGCGCAGGUGAUCCGCGAUUGCCAGACGCAAAUGAACCCUUCGGGUCUGUUCAAGCCUUUGAUUGAGAGGGACCUCGCUGCCAAGAUGUCCGAGUCGAAGAACGAAUGGAGUCGUCGCCGGGCCGUUAAGAAAGACUCGCGCGUGAAGAUGGGCCACGGAGGAACCCUCGACCCAUUGGCGACUGGCGUGCUCAUCCUGGGCGUCGGAUCGGGAACUAAGUCGCUCGGCUCGUUCCUCGACUGCACAAAGACCUACGAGACUGUCGUUCUCUUCGGCGCAAGCACAGACACCUAUGACCGCGUUGGCAGAAUAUUGAGCAGACGGCAGUACGACGAAAUCACGAAGGACAAGGUUGAGAAGGCAUUGGAAGGCUUUCGGGGCAAAUUCCAGCAAAUUCCGCCUCUGUACUCGGCGCUCAAGAUGGAGGGCAAGCCCUUAUACGAGUACGCUCGUGAGGGCAAGGCCAUCCCGCGGGAAAUCGCAGGGCGAGAAGUUGAGGUCACUGAGCUUGAGAUGGUCGAGUGGUACGAGCCUGGCACGCACAACUACAGAUGGCCUACAGAGGAAGCAGAGGCGGCCGAGAAGAACCUCGCUGAGCAGGUCUGGCGGGUAGAGAAGCAGCAGGGAUCCAGCCGCAAACUGACUCCCGACGAGGAAAAGGAGGAAGAAAAGGCCCUCUCCGAGCACGAGACUGUUAAGAAGAAGUUUGAGGAGCGCCAGGACGGUCUUAUCCGUGACAAGCCUGCAAAGAAGCAGAAGCCACCCAAGAACCCGGCCCUCAUGUCCGGCGCCCUGGGACAGCUCCCGGCUGGCAAGGGCUCCAACCUGAUCCCCCCGCCUCCGUCCGCCGAUGAGCCGUUCCCCUGGACCGACAAGGGACCGCCCGCUGCCCGGAUCCGCAUGACGGUCACCUCUGGAUUCUACGUGCGCAGCUUCUGCCACGACCUUGGUGCCAAAGUCGACUCCGCGGGCAUGAUGGCGGAGCUGGAGCGUUCGCGACAAGGCGACUUUGAAGUCCGCACCGACAACUGCCUGGAAUACGAAGACCUACUCAAGGGAGAGGAGGUCUGGGGCCCCAAGGUGACGCAGAUGCUGAACGUCUGGACCGAGAAGUACCCCAACGGAGCGCCCCAGGUGGCCCAGAAGCGGCAGAACAACCAGGAGCAGCAGAACCAGGGCCGCAAGCAGGACAGGAAGCGCAAGUGGGAGGGUAGCAAGAAGUUCGACAAGAACGUCAAGAAGAGGAGAAACUCUAGCUCUGGAGAUGAGGCGCCUGCCUCGAAGGUUGCAAAGACGGAGGCGUCUAAGGAGACCAAGGAGUCGCCCAAGGGAUCUCCCAAGGCGUCACUGAAGUCUUCGCCCAAGACAUCACCCAAAGGUUCGCUAAAGUCUUCCCCAAAGGGUUCUCCCAAGGUGAAGGCAGCUGACACAAAGAAGAAACUGAAGCCUGAAGAAAUCGAGUGGGAGGGCAUCCAGGACUAA